AUGGCGAUAUCGGAGUCCGUCGGCAGGAAGAUCGCUCUGAGCUACUUAUACGUGCUCGUGUGGAUCGUUUUAAGCUUCUCCGUUAUUGUGUUCAACAAGUACAUUCUCGACAGGAAGCUGUACAACUGGCCUUACCCUAUCAGUCUUACCAUGAUCCACAUGGCCUUCUGCUCGCUCCUCGCCUUCCUAUUGGUCAAAAUCUUCAAAGUGGUCGAACCCAUCGCCCUCUCUACAGAGAUGUAUCUCACAUCAGUGCUGCCCAUCGGCGCGCUCUACUCGCUCAGCCUCUGGUUCUCCAACUCGGCCUACAUCUACCUUUCUGUCUCGUUUAUUCAGAUGCUGAAGGCCCUCAUGCCUCGUGCCGUCCUCCUAGGCGUGCUCUUCACCCAAGAGGCCUUCCAGCGAGUGUUUUUUGAGAAUUCUCAAAAUACACUCGCCGCUGCUCUUCACCCGAGAGGCCUUCCGAACCUCUGCCUUGGCCAGCAUGGUCUCUCCCCUUUCCCCUUCCAUCCACUCUCCCCUCUCAGAUGCUCAAGGCCCUCAUGCCUCGUGCCGUCCGUCUACCUCCUCGGAAUGCUCAAGGCCCUCAUGCUAGUCGCUGUCUACCUUCUAGGGGUGCUCUUCACGCGAGAGGCCUUCCUAUCUCCCAACCCCACAGCACUCUCUCUCAACCCCUCCAACCCCCCAACACUCCCUUCUCAGAUGCUCAAGGCCCUCAUGCUAGUCGCUGUCUACCUUCUAGGGGUGCUCUUCACGCGAGAGGCCUUCCUAUCUCCCAACCGCACAGCACUCUCUCUCAACCCCUCCAACCCCCCAACACUCCCUUCUCAGAUGCUCAAGGCCCUCAUGCCAGCCGCUGUGUAUCUCCUCGGAGUGCUCUUCACUCAAGAGGUCUUCCGUACUUCUGCAUUUGCCAACAUGGUAGCCAUCACAGUGGGGGUGGCCGUGGCAGUGUAUGGGGAGGCGAGUCACACAGGGUCUCCUCAUGCACACAGGGUCUCCUCCUGCACAAAGGGUCUCCUCCUGCACAAAGGGUCUCCUCCUGCACACAGGGUCUCCUCCUGCACACAGGGUCUCCUCCUGCACUCGUGUGGUUCCUCCCUUCCUCCACCCUUCUUCACACAGAUGCUCAAGGCCCUCAUGCCAAUGCUCAAGGCCCUCAUGCCCAGUCGCAGUGUAUCUCCUCGGAGUGCUCUUCACCCCAGAGUCGCAGUCUAUCUCCUCGGAGUCCUCUUCACACGAGAGGUCUUCAGAACCUCUGCCUUUGCCAACAUGGUAGCAAUCACAGUGGGGGUGGCCGUGGCGGCGUAUGGGGAGGCGAAUUUUAACGUCACUGGUGUGCUGCUGCAGCUUGCAGCUGUGUGCUUUGAGGCCCUACCUGUGGCGGCGUAUGGGGAUGCGAAUUUCAACCUUACCGGGGUGCUGCUGCAGCUUGCAGCUGUGUGCUUUGAAGCCCUGCGCCUCGUUCUCAUACAGCCAAGGGCGUGUCCCUCAACCCCAUCACACCGCUCUUCUACAUCUCCCCCGUCUGCCUCCUCUUCCCCUCCCUCCCCCGGCUACUCGUCGAGUACCCUCGCCUCGCUCCCAUCUCCCACCUCUACUUUCCGUGCCUCUCUCCCUUUUGCACCUACUUCUCACCCCUUCCCACACCUUUUUUCUCCCUCUUAUUCCUGUCCCCACUUCGUCCCUUGCCUGCAGAUUCUCCUCACUCACAGCCAAGGGCGUGUCUCUCAACCCCAUCACAUCCCUCUUCUACAUCUCUUCUACCCUUCUUCGAUCCUCCUCACCCCACUUGCACCCCUCUAUACCUUUCUCUCUCCCCACACCACACCGCAGAUCCUCCUCACAGCAAAGGGCGUCUCUCUCAACCCCAUCACAUCCCUCUUCUACAUCUCCCCCAUCCUCCUAACAGCAAAGGGCGUCUCCCUCAACCCCAUCACAUCACUCUACUACAUCUCGCCCGUCUGCCUCCUCUUCCUCUCCCUCCCCUGGAUUCUCGUCGAGUACCCCCGCCUCGCUCCCUCGCUCACCAUCCCCGCUCAACCUGCGCUUAUCCUUUUCCUCGCCAACUGCGCGUGUGCCUUCUCGCUCAACCUCGCUGUGUUUCUGCUCAUUGGGAAGACGUACGUAGUGGCAAGCAGGGACGUAGUGGCAAGCAGGGACGUAGUGGCAAGCAGGGACGUAGUGGCAGGCAGGGACGUAGUGGCAGGCAGGGACGUAGUGGCAGGCAGGGACGUAGUGGCAGGCAGGGACGUAGUGGCAGGCAGGGACGUAGUGGCAGGCAGGGACGUAGUGGCAGGCAGGGACGUAGUGGCAGGCAGGGACGAACUGAAAGCAAAGGAGACUUCCAGGAAGCUGCAGCAAGAGCAGGAGCAAAACCAGCAGGGGGGAGCGGGGGACGAGGAGUCGGGGCAUUUAUUGGGUGGUGCUGAGUUGACUCAAAGGGAGCUGACUCAAAACGAGCUGACAGAAAGGUCGUUGGAAUCAGGGGACUCAACAGGAAAACCAGCAGGGUGA
Messenger RNA from Closterium sp. NIES-65, 2517 nucleotides. Lineage: Eukaryota; Viridiplantae; Streptophyta; Zygnematophyceae; Desmidiales; Closteriaceae. The record is from the annotation of a GenBank genome assembly.